AUGGGGAGUGUCAAUGUAAACCGUAAUGUCAGCGAUGCGUUUUACCGCUAUAAAAUGCCACGGAUCCAAGCUAAAGUGGAGGGCAAGGGAAAUGGUAUCAAAACGGUAAUCGUGAAUAUGGUCGAUGUCGCCAAAGCGAUUGGGAGACCUGCUACCUAUCCUACCAAAUACUUCGGCUGUGAACUUGGAGCACAGACUCAGUUCGAUUUCAAAAACGAAAGAUUCAUUGUAAAUGGAUCGCACGAUGCUACGAAAUUACAAGAUUUGCUGGAUGGAUUCAUCCGCAAAUAUGUAUUAUGCCCGGCUUGCGAUAAUCCCGAGACGGAGCUGAUGGUCAGCUCGAAGAAAGGAACCAUUUCGCAAGGAUGUAAAGCAUGCGGCUAUCACGGACUAUUAGAAAGUAAUCAUAAAUUAAACACUUACAUUUUGAAAAAUCCACCGAGCUUGAAUCCUGCUGUUCAAGGCAGCUCUUUAACUGAGGGUAAACGCGGUAAACGUUCAAAACGUGCGAAUGGUGAAACAACUACCACUACAACCACUGCUACUGCUAAUGGUGAUCGAUCUGGUUCUCCGGAGAACGAUACGAGCACUACCGACAUCGUGGUCGAGGCUCCUGAAAAGAUGGCGGAUGAGAACGGAGAUGACGAUAAUUGGGCAGUCGACGUGUCGGAGGAGGCAGUUAGAGCCCGUUUGCAGGACUUAACAGAUGGCGCAAAGGGAAUGACUAUUAGCGAUGAUCUCGAUAAGACUGAAAAAGAAAGGAUGGAUAUGUUUUAUAAAUUAGUUAAAUGUCGUCGCGAUGCUGGGCAAUUGGAUAAUCAUAAAGAGCUGAUUGCAGAGGCUGAACGUCUAGAGAUCAAGACAAAAGCACCGUUGAUUUUGGCGGAAUUACUCUUCGAUCAGAAUAUUGCUGCUCAAGCCAAAAAGUAUCGAGUACUUCUCCUUCGUUUUACCCACGAUGAUAUCAAGGCACAGAAAUAUUUAAUUAGAGGAAUUGAACAAGUGAUAGCCCUCCAUAAAGAUGCUUUGAUGCCGAAAGUACCUGGCAUUCUGAAGCUCUUUUACGAUGCUGAUAUUUUGGAAGAAAAAGCUUUGUUCGAAUGGUCGAACAAGGUGACUAAAAAAUAUGUAUCAAAAGAUUUAUCCCAAGAAAUUCACGAUAAAGCUGCACCGUUUUUAACCUGGUUACAAGAAGCAGAAGAAGAAGAUUCUGAACCAGAAGAAGAAGACGACGAUUUAGAGAUUGAAUACGACGAUAGAGCCAAACAGUCGCUAAAACCACAACAGUCACCGCCUAUACAGAAGCCUGAUGUAGUCAAUGAAGACUCGGAUGAUGAGGAUGAUUUUGAUAUUGAUGCCAUUUAAAAAAAGACGACAAGAUGCUCAUAUGUUGGACAUAAAAAAUAGACAAAAACGACACAAAAAUAUAUGUCCGAUAAACGAUCAUUUCUCACACGAUACAAAGAGUCGCAAUGCAAUCUCUUAUUAUAAUAUAGCAUUUUGUUAUUUUAGGCCAAGGAGUGAUUAUAAAUGCCAUUACACGUAUGAGAAAUUUUAACUGUUCUCAAGUUAGCAAUAUUUAUCUGUACGGUAAUACUUUUAAUUGUUUUUAAUAAGGCGAUUACGAAUUAAUCUAUAUCAUUAUUCUUAAUUAUUGAGAGGUUUUAAAAAGAAAUGAAAACGAACGAUGCUUCCAUACAUUGAUAUGCAUCUCUUUUAGAAGAAAAAAAAUAUUGAUAGUUCUCUGCCGUUAUUGGGAAGUUGGCCUGCUAAAAACGUUCUCUAUUGUAUCUAUUUACUAUUCAAAUAAUAAUUAUUCAAAUAAAUAUGGUUUACCGCAAUGUA
Messenger RNA from Bombus terrestris (buff-tailed bumblebee), 1845 nucleotides. It is a transcript of the gene eIF5, whose product is annotated as eukaryotic translation initiation factor 5-like. Gene Ontology annotation, biological process: formation of cytoplasmic translation initiation complex; formation of translation preinitiation complex; translational initiation. The record is from RefSeq and is a predicted model, not a curated record. Gene Ontology annotation, molecular function: eukaryotic initiation factor eIF2 binding; translation initiation factor activity; GDP-dissociation inhibitor activity. Lineage: Eukaryota; Metazoa; Arthropoda; Insecta; Hymenoptera; Apidae. The transcript is spliced from 3 exons. Gene Ontology annotation, cellular component: cytosol. The coding region runs from base 1 to 1365 and encodes 454 amino acids.